AUGAGUUCAAACGAGGAUAUACCCCCUAGAAGGGUAAGAGAAAAUGUGGGAAUGCCCCCACCAGCAGCUGCCCCCUGCAGCUCGGCAUCGACCUCACCACCACCACAGAAGAGGUGGCAUGCAGAUGAUCACUCAGUUGUCGAGAGAGAUGGCCACCAUGGCCGCAAACAUGAGGGACAUUGUCAGCCAAAACAUGGCCAUGAGAGAACUCAUGGCCCAAAUGCAGAGCCAGCGAGCCCCGCGAAAUCGAGGCACAGGCAACAGCAACAGCAACAGCAACGAGAACCCCGGAAUAGACCACAGCCCCUACCUCCAAUGACUCAUCAGCCGAAGGAAAGGCAUAAAAAUGUCCCCCACGCUGUUCAGCCUAGAAAUAGGCACCAAAGGAAGGAAGAUGAGGCUAGGACUCAAGCUAGACCCUCUCAUCAACCACCCAGGUAUGAGGCUGAAGAGAACAAUGACUCAGAUGAGCAGCAGAGGUCUUGUGACUUGGACAACGACGAUGAAAAUCUCUCAUUUUCAAGGGAACUGAAAAAUGCCCAGGUUUCGAACCACUAUGUGAUGCCUAAAAUACCAAAGUAUGAUGGGAGAAGCGACCAGGAGAAAUACCUGAGCGCUUAUAAAACUCAUAUGAGCCUUCAAGGUGCCAACCCAACUGUGAAAUGUAGAGCUUUUCAUUUAACACUUAGUGGAGCGGUUGAAAUCUGGUAUAGUCGACUGCCACCUGGGAGCAUAAAGAAUUGGCCAUAG
Molecule: messenger RNA, 750 nt
Organism: Olea europaea var. sylvestris
Lineage: Eukaryota; Viridiplantae; Streptophyta; Magnoliopsida; Lamiales; Oleaceae
Product: activating signal cointegrator 1 complex subunit 2 homolog
Exons: 2
Coding region: 1-750 (249 amino acids)
Source: RefSeq, a predicted model, not a curated record